Messenger RNA from Saprolegnia parasitica CBS 223.65, 2199 nucleotides. RefSeq lists its product as hypothetical. Gene Ontology annotation, molecular function: triacylglycerol lipase activity. The record is from RefSeq and is a predicted model, not a curated record. The transcript has 8 exons. The coding region runs from base 1 to 2151 and encodes 716 amino acids. Gene Ontology annotation, biological process: lipid metabolic process. NCBI's taxonomy places the organism in Eukaryota, Oomycota, Saprolegniomycetes, Saprolegniales, Saprolegniaceae.
AUGGCGCGACCCCAUGAGCAGACGCUCUUGAAGCGGUCCGCCGUCUACUACAUGCGCUUCUGGCUCUACAUCACGGGCCUCCAGUCGCAAGCUGCCUUAUGGCGCAACUUGCUCCUCGACUGGCGCUUCCGCGGCUCGACCAAGGAAGGCCUCUACGUGCUAACACGCAAUCUGCUGCAUCUGCUGUGGCGCUCGGUGCGUCUUCUCAUGGUCCCGGACGUCUUUUUCCGGUACUUUGUCGCGACCUUCUCGCUGCAAAUGCUCUUUGAGCUCUGGCAGCUCGUCAAGCAGCAGCUCGUCAAGCUCUGGCUUCAAACGUCCGCCAAAGGCCGCCGCAGCCUCAAGUUGCGCACGGCGCUCGCAAAGGCCAAGACGCUCGCAGAGCGCCAGACGAUCGGGUCGGAGCUCGAUGUCAUCGAGGGCCACGACAAGUGGCGCAAGGACCCGUCUGCCGGGCUCUUCCACUACGAACGCGUCCAGAAGAAGAUUGCCAUGUACCGCCGCCUCAUCGCCGAGAAGGACGUGCUUGGCAUCAUGUUUUCGCUCCGCGCGGGCCUCUUGCGCAAGCACUGGGGCCUCGGGAACCCCGCGUUGUACGACGUGAGCUACAUCGGGACCAAGCACCUCGUCGACGAGUACUUGGACACGAUCCUCGAGUCGAUGGACCUCGUUUUGCGGGCCAAGGGCACCGAGUCGACGCUCGGGUCUGCCGAUGACGUGAGCAAGCAAGAGCUGAGCAUUGACAACAAGCUUGCGUUCUUCAGCGAGACGCGCCAUGCAUUUGGGCGAUCGGCGCUCAUGCUCAGCGGCGGCGGUGGCCUUGGCUUGUACCACUCGGGCAUCAUCAAGACGCUCGUCGACGAAGACAUUCUGCCGACCGUCAUCUCGGGCGCGUCCGCAGGCUCGAUCGUCGCGGGCUGUGUCGGCGUGCGCACGGACGACGAGCUUCGAGACCUGUUUACGACCGAAGCACUCAGCCUCCGCUUCUUUGGCACCAACGUCACGGCCAGCGACAUUGCGCAGUACACGCCGUCGUGGCUCGCGGCGCUCGAGGACGUGCUGCCCAACCAAGCCUUUCGCAAUGUGCAAGAAGCCUAUGUCGUCGCGGCGCGCUUUCUCGACAAGGGCUACAUCCUCGACAAUGCGAUCUUGAAGGAGUGCCUCCAAUCCAACAUGGGGGACUUUACCUUCCGGGAAGCGUACGACCGAACCGGGCGCAUUAUCAACAUUACAGUCACGCCGUCCCAGUCCACGGAUUACCCGCAGCUACUCAACUACCUCACGGCGCCCAACGUGCUCAUUUGGUCGGCAUCCCUCGCCUCCUGCGCGAUUCCGCUCGUGUUUGCACCCGUGGAGCUGCUCGGAAAAGACCAACAUGGCAACAUUGUGCCCGUGUACCGAGAAGGCCUCAAGUGGAGCGACGGCAGUGUCGAGUGCGACUUGCCCAUGGAGCGUCUCAGCGAGCUCUUCAACGUCAACCACUUUAUCGUGAGCCAAGUCAACAUUCACUACAAGUUCAUUUCGGGCUAUGCGUCGCUGGGUGGCGGCGACAUCCUCGGCUUUCUCAAGAAGCAGAUGAAGGCGUACAUCAAAAACAUUGCCGAGUUUGGCCUCAACACGUCCGUGCUCAAGUUUUUUGGCAUCGGUCUCGUCCCGCUACUGACGCAGACGUACGAAGGCGACGUGACGAUCCCGCUCGCGUCCCAAGUGUCGUUUCUUGAAAUGUGCAAGCGUGUGCUUGUAAACCCGUCCCGGCGCGAGUUUGACUCGCUCGUUCUCUCGGGCGAGCGCGCGACGUGGCCCCAUCUCUCGCGCAUCCAGACCAUGUGCCGCAUCGAGUAUGCCCUCGAGCGCGCCGUGCGCUACUUGCGUGGCGAGCAAGCGAUCGAAGACGAGAAACGCACGGGCGUGAGCAGCCUCGGCCGCGUCCCGUCCUUCUACACGUCGUCGAGCUCGAUGAACCUCACGGGUCUCUUGCCGCGCAAGCCCAGCGGCGGCCAGCUCAAGGACCCGAGCCCGAACGGCACCAAGUCGGUGAUUCGCCGCAACAAGUCGGUCAACGUCGCGGGCGCCGUCAUGACGAUGGAGUCGAGCUUUAGCUCGUUUGGGCGCGCGUCCAACAGCAGCCUUGCCGACGCCAGCACGUCGUAGAUCAUUUUGCUUUUACUACAAUCCAAACAAGACGACGAUCUCAGCUCC